Molecule: messenger RNA, 6425 nt
Organism: Drosophila busckii
Lineage: Eukaryota; Metazoa; Arthropoda; Insecta; Diptera; Drosophilidae
Gene: fs(1)N
Exons: 7
Coding region: 1-6276 (2091 amino acids)
Cellular component (GO): cell surface
Molecular function (GO): heparin binding
Source: RefSeq, a predicted model, not a curated record
AUGAAGCUGCUGUGUCUGCUGCUGUGCGUUUAUUGUGCGCAGAGCAGCGGCGCUGGCAGCGCCAAAACGCUGGCACAACAGCGCGCCGAAGUUGAAAAGCUGCGCGGCGAGCUAAACGAAGCCUUUGAAGCUGGUGAACCAGAGCCGGAGGGCGUUAUAGUGCAGCCAGGCUGGACGCAGAAGACAGCGGGACAGCAAGCGACGCCUAGCAAGGUGGUGGUAAAUGAAAGUAAUUUAAAGGCAGCGCAGCAGCUGCGCCAAGAGAUAAACCAAGCAGUGCGCCAGCAGGGCCAGACACAAGAGGUGAAAGAGCUGGAAGCGGCCAUCAAAGCCAAAACUGCAGCAGCAGAAAAAGAUUCAGCAUUGGGUAGUGCGCAGCAGGAAAUGCUGGGCGCUGCACAAGAGGACGAUCCGCAGUUGCAGACAAAUGUUGUAGAUGCUGCAGCGCUGGACAUAGACUUGGAGCAGUUGCAACAAUUGGAGCUAUCAAAGCGGCGCACACGCGAAAUGCUGCAGUUGAGCCGCAUAGAGGAAGAGAUGCAAUUUGAACUCGGCGUAGAUGUGCAGCAAUGGCUACAGUUUAUGCAAAAUGGCAGUGUCUAUUUACUAGGCAGACGCAGUAACGAUUUGUUAGUGCUGCAGUGGCAAGAGCAAAACUUUCAAACUAUAGGCGCGCUGCCACUGCCGGCAGAAGUGACCACGCUGAUCAGCUGGGAGUUGCCGCAGGGCAGCGUGCUGCUGUUGGCGAGUGAACAGCAAUUGCUUUGGCAACGCCUGCAAUUGCAGCCCCUGGAGUUGCAGCCAAUUUGGCAAUGGCCUUUGGGCAAUAGCAUCGAGAAGCUACUGCCCUUUGCCUGGGACAACCGCGACUACCUGGCGUUGGUGCAACAGCAGACGCUUAGCAUUUAUGCUUACAAUAUGAGUGCCUUGGAGUUUUGGAUUGUGCAGCGUUUGCGCAUGGAGGCGCCCAUAACAACGCUGGCUGUGCUUGAUACGGCACGAGAGCUACUACUAGCCGUAGGCCAGCCGGAACAGGCUUUAAUCUAUGCACAACAGUCGGGUGAGCUCACUUGGCAGCUGCGUCAGCGUUUGGCAGCGCCACAGCUGCUGGACAUUGAAGCUUUUCAAAUGGGUGGACGCAGUUACUUGGCGCUGGGCGGACAGCAGCCACAGAUUCUGGCCUAUGUGCAGGGCCAGCUGCUGCCACGCACGCUGCUUGGGCAGAACUUUGGACAUGUGGAACGUUUUCUUGCUGUGCCCGUGCGCAGCUAUAGAGAUGAUCUACUGCUGUUGGUGCAACAUCGCGUGCACUUUGAUACGCACUCGCUGCUGCAGCUGGAGGUGCUCAUCUGGAAUGGCGAGGCAUUUGAGGCCAGUCUGCCACCGCCUUGUGUAUUGGGCGCACAGACACGCUAUGGCGCCAGCUGCCUGUUGGAUGAACAACGUGAGGCGGGCUUGAAGGGCGCCACGCUGCUGCGCCAGCAGCAAAUGCCUAUGAUGCUGCUAGUGCCACGCCAGGCGGCACCUUCGGGACUGUUUCGCUUGCACACACAGCUGCUGCCACGCAACUCGGAGCUGCAUGAUCUGCAAGAGAUCUACGACUUUAUGCGUCAAUGGCUGCAGGAGCAGGAUAAAGAGCUGGCAGCCAUGCAAAGCGAACUGCAGCAACUGCACACGCCGCUGCUUGUCAAUGAGGGCGCGCACAUAGAGCAGCUGUUUGUCAAUGAUUUGCCUUGGACUGAGGCGGAUGCGCAGUUGGAUCUGCACACGCUGCUACAGGACAUACGUGUGCUUAAGGAUCAACUACCAGCUACGGGAGCACGCGAUAAGCGUCAACCGCAGUCACAUGCACAAAUAUUCCCGUAUCACUAUGAACAGCUAGAUGUGGACUAUGUGCUGGCGGAGCAGCUCAGCUUGCAGCGCUGGAACGAUUUGCCUUUCUAUGUGCAGAAUGCUACGUUGCAGUUCAAUGGCAGCCUCAAUGUGCAACAGCUGCAGGUGCUGCAACCUCGCGUGCUGCCACAAGCUGCUGCCGCCAAGCCAAGCUCCAAUCAAUUGCAACGCUUGCUACUCAAGGGCAAUCUGGACUGCAAGUUUAUCAACGGCAUCGAGUGGCACAAGUUCAAUCAGAAUUUGGUCUGGCGUCGUGAGCCUUUACAUCUGUCCCAGCUGCUAGUACAAGGUCCCAUUGUCUUUGAGGACUCGCUGCACUUGAGUUCGCUGAAUGAGCUAAGCUUUCCAGAUGAUUAUCUCUGGUCCCAGGGCAGCGCCACGACAGUGGUGCAUGCACCCAAGCAGUUUACCCAGACGCUCUCUGUUAAUGCUUUGGACACUGUUGGCGCCAUCAAUGGACGCGAUCCGUUAGACGCUAUUACGCUCAGCGAUGAUCAGGAGUGGCCAGGCUUGGUAAGCUUCAGCCAGCUGGAGGUAAGCGAGCAGCUGCAGUUAAAUGGCAGCGCACAGGGUCGAGAGUUUGAGGAUGCGCCACUGAAUCCUACACUGCAGGAAGCGCAGCAUAUAACAGCUGGCUGUCACUUUGCCAAGCUGUUGGUGCAGGGUCCACUGCGUCUGCGUGGCUUGCUGGACAACAGCAGCUUUGAAGCGCUGCUAGGCGAUUUAGCACAGCGUCAAGCGGAUGCCAAUGAGGAAAUAGUGAUAGCUGGCUUGAAGCAGAUUGAAAAGCUUGCACUGCCUGUGGAUGCGCAUGUGGCUGAUGGACAAGUAAGCGGCAUACCGCUGGAGCAAUUUGUCACCAAGCAUACAACUCAACAAUUGGAUGGAUUAAGCAGUCUGGCCGGCUUUGUCUACUUUCAUAGAUUAAAUGUAAGCGGCAGCUACGAUGGCGUGCAGCUGGAGCAACUGCAGCGUGAAGCUUUGCGCGUGGAUGCGCCACUUAAAGCGUCGAGCACACGUUUGCGCUUUGAGCAGGCGCCGCAGGUAGCACAACUCGAAGUAAUUGACAGCUUGAAUGAUGUGGCAUUGACGGAUUAUCAAACGCUAUUGGAGCCAGUGCACUUACAGUCUGCGCACUUUGACAACUUGCAGGCCGCGCAGCUGAACGUGCAGCAAGAUGUAACAGGUGCAGCAAAGCUCAAUGGUCAAACGCUGCAGCAACUGCUAAAGCAACAGCAGACGUUGCCAAGUUUGCUGCAAGUGCAGGACUUGAUUUUACCCAAUGGCGUGCAGGCGGCGCAGCUGCAGGGAUUGCAGGCAGAGCUGUUGCUUAACUUUCUGCAACAGCUGGACGAGUUGCCACUGCUCAUUUUACAUGGACAGCUGCAAGUGCAGCAUAUAACAGUACAGGGCGCAGUGCAGGCGUUAGCAGGCAUCAAUGGACAUGACUUGGCGCAGCUGCAACGUGAUGUGGUCUGGCUGGAUCGAGAGCAAGAGCUGCACACAAGCUGGCGCUUUGAGCAGCCUGUGAGCUUUGCCAGCGACUUGUCACUCAAUGGCAGCUACAAUGAGCUGCAUUUGCUGCCCGAGGUGAUGCAGGAUGUAGUCUGGCGCUCAGAGCAGCCGCUGACUAUAGUGGGCACCAAGCGAUUUACCGGUCACUUGCAAGUGUUGGAGCAACUGCAGCUGCAUGGCUUGAACGGUGUGCCCAUGGAACAUGUAGCCCACACACUAAAGCCUUUGGUAUUCCAAGGUAAUGUUAGCUUGGCAGCCGCUCUAAAUGUGCAUGAGCUGCAGCUGCUGGGCGAACUUAAUGGCCACUCACUAGAGCCGCUGCAGGAAAAGCUUAGCUAUUCCACGGAAUACCAACAAUUUGUAGUACGUGGUGUGGUGCCAUUGCCAGCUUUGGAGCUUGAAGAGCUUACUGUGCUAGGACAUCUAGGCAAUCGCAGCUACGAGCCUCUGCAGCAAUUCUUUGACAAUUUGGUUUACAAGUCCGAAACGAAUCCUUUAAUAACAUCACCCAAGAUCUUCAAUGGGCGCGUUAGCUUGGAAGGCGGUGUGCAUGUGCAGCAACUUAAUGGCGUCAACCUAACGCAGCUGCUGCCCCAGCUUAUAUACCUAGAUGAAGCCGAGGUGACUAUAACAUCACCCGUGCGCUUUAUGGCGCCCAUUAGCAUGAAACAGCUUGAAGUGUCGCAUCUCUCCUUGCCUGGACAUUUACUAAACGGCUGCAACAUUACCGACUGGAUAUACGAUACAGUGCGCGUGGAUAAAAACUGGGAGGCAACAGUGCCGCUAAGCUUUGCCGCAGGCUCGUUGGAUUACAAUGCCUUGGAAGUCUCACAGCUGAAUCACCUGAAUCUCAGUAAUCUGAUUACAUUGCAUACGCCACAGGAGCUUAGCAUGCCGCUGUUGGCCAAGGAGCUGCAUCUGACUGGAGGUCAAGUGGUUUUCACAGGUUUGGUCAAUGAACAAUAUAAUCUAACUGAAGAGUACGCCAACACACUACUGGUAAGUCCAACUGCUGACGGGAGACUAAUUUAUUUUACGGAAUCUCCGCAUGUGCAGCGCGUGGAGACGCCGCUAGUACUGCAGUCCAUUGAUGUGACUGGCAAUGUUUAUGCCAGCGCGCCCGUUAAUGGCAAUGCACAACUCAAUCUUAGCGAUGUGGCCAGCAGUCAGGAAGCAGAACUGGUAUUACAAACUCCCAUUUACUUUUCAAGACUGUUGGCGCCCGAGUUGCUCAGUCAGCAGCAGCAAUUGAAUGGCUUUGAUUUCACGUCGUGGCAUAGCAACAGCUUGUGGUCCAAGGGACGCGCAACGCAGCGGAUUAGCGGCAAUUGGAGCGUGCGCUGGCUGCGCGUGAAGCAGGCGCCAGAGAAUGCUGAAAUACGACAACGCAGGCAAUUGGAUGCAGUAGCCUGGCGACAGAACUUUGGCGAGCUGUGCCAGCGCAUAGGCAGGCUCUUUGGACUGCUGCCCUAUAAACUGACGCAGCUGAGAAGCCAAUUUGCGAUUAAGCAGACAGCACAGCAGCGGGAUUUGAGACGCGUGCUGUUGCUGCAGGAUGGUAACUAUUUGUUAUUGAAUGAGCAGGGCUGUUGGACGCGCGUCUAUCGCUGGAAUGGCACAGGUUACAAAGCAUUGGCGGCCUUUGAGAGCGGACCAGUGGAUGAAUUGUGGGAGCUGGAAGCAGUGGACAACAAUAGCUUUAGCUUUGUGACGAGAAAUCAAAUGGCAGAGCAGUCGAAUUGCAGCAACAGGCAGCAGCUACAAAGCUGGCGAUUGGCUGGAGAGCAGCUAGAGAUGUUAAAGAUGCCCAAGGAGAAGUUUAAGCAGCUGCAAGUGGAGCAGCCAUUGGAUAUGGAGCAACCCUGGCAUAGCGUGCGUUAUAUAAACGCGUCACAAGUGGAGUCAGACACUGCUGCUGGCUAUAGCCCCCAACAGUUGGUUAUACUGCGUCAGCGUCUGCUGCAGCAGCUCAGCUUUCGACUGCAGACGGAGGUGAGCAUAACACAGCUUAGCAUACCCGAGCGCGAUCUUUACGAGGAUGAGCAGCUGCUGGAGCAAGUAUUGAAUCUUAUGACGCAGCUGCCGCAGUUGAACACAUUGCCGCUGCCCAAUACUCCAGCACGUGUGUUGGCCUGGCGCAGUGUACAGCUUACAUGGCAGGCGCUGGAGGAGCUGCAGGCCUUGGAGCAGCGUUAUAAUGCAACUCAGGAGCAGCAGCAGCAGCAAGCGCAACUGCAGCAAUUUAUGCUGCAGCUGUUGGACUUAGCCUACGAACCUGGUCAGGAUGACAGCAGUCAGCUGCAUGAUGUCAUAGCGCGUCUGCGCGAGCUACAAGCCAAACUGGAGGUGGACCAAGAGGCGCCUGUAUCAUCCUCGAGCAGCGAGCAGAGCACGCAAUUGCCGCAGUCGGCGCAGGCCUGGCGCAGCGUAGAAACCAUACGCUUGGAUGUGGGUCGUGGUCAGCAAACGCAUGCGCUCUAUGCGCGUCUCACUCUGCCCAUUACAAUGCCAAUGCCAAGCAUUGCUCAUGUCCAGCUUUAUUAUGGCAACGGCUCGCUUUUCCAGACGCUGCCCGCCGCGGACAAGGCACGUCAUCUUGUCCAGCUACGCGUGCGUGAGGAAACGUUGCUGGCCUUUGUGGAGCACUGCUGCCAGGUGCGCGUCUUCAUCUAUCGUGGCCUGCAAGGAUUUGUGCCCUUUGCACAGUUCCAAGCGCCAUUCCAGGUGCUGCAGUUGCUCAUGCUGCGUCUGCCGCUCUCACAUGCGCCUGGAGCACGUUACAUGCUCGCUGUAGCGCAGCCACGUCAGCUGAGCUUCUAUGAGCUGCUUGUGCCCGGACUGCUGGAGCCUUGGCUGCAUUGCAACUAAGUCUAGCUUAUACUAGUUUAUGUCUAUUGCCUUUGUUGUUACACAUUUAUUAUAAUUUGUUUAUAGAAGCACAAAUUGUUAAUCAAACCUAUGUACAUAACAAGUUGUUAGUUGAAUCACGCUGUAUUUGUUGUAAAUAAAAUGUUGGA